AUGUCGUGUCGUUCACAGCUCCUCCGUGCCUUGAGAGGAUCCGCCUCCAGCUCCGGUGGCCGGAGGACUGUUUCUUUAAGGACCAACAUCCUCGAGAGAAGCCUUGCUCACUCAAAGACGCCCGCCCGAUGCAUCGCGACUACAGCCCCGAGGCUCCUCUCCCAGACUCGGGUACAGCAAAGCAAGCUGACAUCCGAGACGUACCCGCAGCUCGAGCGUGACGCCCGGUUCGCCCAGGUGACCCCCGAGCACGUUGCGAGGUUCCGUGAGAUCUUGGGUGACAACCCCUCGGCCAUUAUUGACGGAAUCACGGGCGGCGGAGCGGGCGUCGAUGCGGCCGACUUUGAAACGUAUAAUGAGGACUGGAUGCACAAGUACAAGGGCCAGUCGAAGUUGGUGCUACGUCCAGGCACCACUGACGAGGUUAGCGGCAUCCUCAAAUACUGCAAUGAACAGCAUUUGGCCGUGGUACCCCAGGGAGGAAACACAGGCCUUGUGGGAGGCUCCAUUCCCGUUUUCGACGAGAUCGUCAUUAGCAUGGCUCGCAUGAACGAGAUUCGUUCUUUCGACGAAGUCAGUGGUUCACUUGUUAUUGACGCCGGCUGUGUGCUCGAGACUGUCGACUCAUACCUUGCCCAAAAGGGUUAUAUCUUUCCUCUCGACCUCGGCGCCAAGGGCUCGUGCCACGUCGGCGGAAACGUCGCCACAAAUGCUGGCGGUCUGCGAUUGCUCCGUUAUGGGAGCUUACAUGGCACCGUCCUCGGUGUUGAGGCUGUUCUGCCUAAUGGUACCGUCAUCAAUGACCUGUGUACCCUGCGAAAGAACAACACCGGCUACGAUGUGAAGCAGCUCUUCAUUGGUGCAGAGGGAACUUUGGGGAUUAUCACGAAGAUCGCUAUUCAAUGUCCUCAGCGAUCUCCCGCUGUCAACGUUGCUGUGUUUGGCAUAGAGUCGUAUGAUAAAGCUCAACUUGCCUUCCGUGAGGCUAAGAAGCAGCUAUCAGAAAUUCUAUCUGCAUUUGAGCUAAUGGACGGCCGCAGCCAGAGAAUCGUGUCAGAGGUUAAGGGUCAGGAGCAUCCCCUCGAGGGAGAAUACCCUUUCUACUGCCUGAUUGAGACGAGCGGUUCCAACGGCGAGCAUGACUACGCAAAACUAGAGACUUUCCUGGAGGAUGUCAUGACCCGAGAAGUCAUUGCCGAUGGUGUCGUCGCUCAGGACGAGACGCAGCUUCGCAACCUGUGGGGCUGGCGUGAGGGCAUCACCGAGUGCCUUGGACAUUGGGGCGGCACCUACAAGUACGAUAUCUCUAUUCCCCUCGACGAGAUGUAUACCAUUGUUGAAGAUACCAAGGCUCGUCUGAUCGAUCUGGGUCUUCUGGGUGACACGUGUGACCACCCGGUUGUUGACGUACUUGGCUAUGGCCAUAUGGGUGAUUCCAAUCUGCACCUCAACAUUCCGGUGCGUCGUUACGAUCCUGCAGUUGAGAAGGCCCUGGAGCCUUGGGUAUACGAAUGGAUUCAGAAGCGUAGUGGUAGUAUCAGUGCUGAGCAUGGGUUGGGAAUUGCGAAAAAGAAGUUUAUCGGCUACAGCCGAGACGACACAACGAUUGGCCUGAUGAAGCAGAUUAAGAAUCUCUUUGAUCCCGUGAGUUUGCUCCCCUCGCCCCGUCCACCUUUCAAGCUUGGGUGA
Messenger RNA from Fusarium tjaetaba, 1689 nucleotides. Its product is annotated as d-lactate dehydrogenase (cytochrome). Gene Ontology annotation, molecular function: catalytic activity; FAD binding. Lineage: Eukaryota; Fungi; Ascomycota; Sordariomycetes; Hypocreales; Nectriaceae. Bases 1 to 1689 code for a protein of 562 amino acids. The record is from RefSeq and is a predicted model, not a curated record. The transcript has a single exon. Gene Ontology annotation, cellular component: mitochondrion.